This is a messenger RNA of Lachancea dasiensis, 1818 nucleotides long. NCBI's taxonomy places the organism in Eukaryota, Fungi, Ascomycota, Saccharomycetes, Saccharomycetales, Saccharomycetaceae. The record is from the annotation of a GenBank genome assembly.
AUGGGCCUUAUAAUGUUCUACUGCAAAAUCGUUCAUGGUGCUCGAUAUGCGAACUUGGGUAAAGGUAUACAAGCCGUCUUGAACUUGUGUGAACCAACUUCAGCUACUUCUUUGCAGGAAACUGGAGUCAUGAGCAAUCCUAAGGGCUUGGUGAAGAGGGCCAAGAACUCUGGACUCGCCAUGAGUCUACAGGAGGGUGGUAGCUUUUUGAAGAGUAUCAGCUUGUUGAAAGGAAUGGGUCGCAAACCUCACAAAGACAGAAAGUCUGACAGUACACAAGCUGACGGAAAUGCAAAUUGUGAUAAAAUCGAGUCUUCCGGUUGCCUCUUUGUUGAUACAAAAUAUUCGACGACUUACCGAAAACCAAAUUUGGAACUCGAGACUCAGUCGAUUGAAGUGAGCUCAGCUGAGUCUUCUCCGUCAUGCGAUGAGGAUGCAUAUUGCAUAUCUCCUGUGGUAAAACAAGCAUUUCCAGAUAGCUGUCAACCUUCCAUGCAAGGACAUCUACCUUCAAAGGACACCCGCAAGCCGAAGCUUAGGCGAAGUAACAGCGGAACCGCUUCUACGACAUUGAUCGCAUCGAGGGACACGGGAGCUAACUCGUUGCGAUCCAAAAGGCAGUUCAGAGGGCAGCAACAUGGGAUUAAAAAGGAUUCCACUAAUCCUCAAGGAAGCCUUGUGCGAAGCAACCUGAGAAGAAUUCAUUCGAUGUAUGCGUCACAAAAAGAAUUUUCUCAGGGAUAUAGUGCUACCGAGAAAACUCCUCUGGAUGAAUCACAAGUUUCAACCUCACCAGAGUGUCCCACAUAUCAAUCUAGACUUGAAUACAGUGGUAUAAGGUAUCAUAUUGAUGAAAAGACAGACGACAAAUUUCCUCGAAUUGAUGUCGAGACUUUGGUCGAAAUCAUGGAUGGAGGGUUUAGACAACAUUAUCAGGAUGUCUACGUUGUGGACUGUAGAUUCGAAUACGAGUACCGAGGCGGUCAUAUUGGGGUUGCCAUCAACAUAAAUUCUCAGAGUGCGUUGGAAUCAAAGUUCAUACACAACAGAAAAACGGUAUGCACCCAUGAGCUCCCGCCCCUUAUAAUCUUCCAUUGUGAAUUCAGUUCUUAUAGAGGUCCUAUUAUGGCCUCCCACUUGAGAAAUUGUGACCGUGUUUUAAAUUAUGACAGCUAUCCAAAGUUACACUAUCCUGACAUACUCAUCGUUGAUGGUGGCUACAAAUCUUUUUUCGACAAAUACCAGUCACUAUGUUUUCCCCGACGCUAUAUAGGCAUGGAUUCGCAAGAGCAUAUCGAUCUAUGCGAAGCAGAGAUGGAAAAAUUUCGCAUAAACUCGAAACGCAUUGUUACCAGGGCCAACUCAUUUCAGUCAUUAAACAAGAGCUUCGUAUCAUCUAGGUCCAAGCUUGUCCUCGGUCCUAACGAGAAAAAUCCAAAUCAAACACUGUUUUCGAACAACAAGUGGAAUUCAUCUAACAGUUCUAAACCAGCACUACCCUUUCCCUAUGAAGCCCCACCCAAACUUUCACUAUCCCAUUAUUGCGACGCAGAGGAUUAUGGGAGCCCCACCAGUCUCACUAGCAGUAACAAUAGCAGUGGACCGAUGUUCAUGGAGGAACUUCGCGACGAUACGGGCAGUACAGACUUGGAUAACAUUAGCCUUGACGAGUCCAACGUAGCUCACCCAUUUCGCGGCGCCAUGGCGUCCACACUUGCAUUUAAGAGCACAAAGAGAUCUCUGUUUGGCUCUAUCUUGAAAGAGGAAGAUGACGACAAUGAUGUCUAUCCGAACCUCAAACACAACACUAAAAACUAG